CCGUUUUACAAGGCGUCGCUCUCGCCCCCACCCACAGUGAAGAAGAGAAGAGAACCGUGCGCUGAGGAAAAGGCAACUUGGAGCUGAACUUCACAGGACAUUUACCGAAGGCUCCAAUUUUAGACCGAAUAAUAUUCUGGGGUUAUUUUCCCCUCUAUGGCAUUUUACAAGGAGGACAGCCAGGAGGACGCACAGGAGUGUCCAGUGUGCUAUGAGUGUCUGUCGGGCACCGAGAGGACCCUGAGCUGCGGACAUGUGUUCUGCCACGACUGCCUGGUCAAAACGCUGGUCAGCAUCAACAGCAUCAACAGCGAUGGGAGCAUCAGGGACACGAUCGUUUGCCCCGUCUGUCGACACCUGACGUUCAUCAGGAAGCAGAAGGAAGCGCUGGUGUCCCUCGCUGCGGACAAGGCUGCGCAUGAAGCGCAGACCCUGGAGGUGCCUCUCCCGCUGCCGCAGGGGCAGCUCCAGAGCGCACGGCACACCUCCAGGGACACUUUGCCGAGGGGAGUGAAUUGGAUCGCUCGCUGCUUCAGGGGGAUCUCGGAGCGAGCCCGUCGACAGAGGCUGAUCAGCCCCGGCCACAACGCAUCUCAGAUCUUCAUCAUCAGCGCUGAGGGGCGACCCAUGGCUGAGGACGAUGCGCUCAGCGUGGUGAUGACCGUGGUUCAGCCGCAGCGCAGGCGAAGGCGCAGGAUUUGCACGACCGCACGGUGCCUCCUCAUUUUGCUGUCGGCGUUUACUAUACUCGCACUGGUGGCUGCAACUUUACCAUGGAUUUUAUUGGCAUAGUGCAGCGAAUACUGACUGGACUACGAAGUGCCAAUAAGGAGUGAUGAACUGAUAUAUAUAUUUUUAAAUCUGUUGAAUCCACAAAUUCAACAUCAUCCAUCAGCUAUGCAAUGAAGUGUGUGACAAAGUUUAUUUGACUGCUCAAAGUAAUCAGAACAUUAAACUAAUUUCCAGUUCA
Messenger RNA from Paralichthys olivaceus (Japanese flounder), 970 nucleotides. RefSeq names its product RING finger protein 222. Lineage: Eukaryota; Metazoa; Chordata; Actinopteri; Pleuronectiformes; Paralichthyidae. The record is from RefSeq and is a predicted model, not a curated record.